AUGUCAAGUGUUAAUACAACAUCAAUUACAUCAACUGGACCAUCAAGAGCAGCUGUAAUUGCUGCACACUAUUCAUUAACAUUAGUCAUCGUUGGUACUUUACUCAAUAUUAUAACAUUCAUUAUUCUAUGUCAAUCAACAUUCAGAAACACAAGAACAAGACCAACACUUCAUUAUAUGAGAGCAAUGGUUAUAUUUGAUAUCCUAAUGUUAUACGGAUGGAAUAUUGAUCAUUAUCUUGGUACCAUCCAUGGAUUUGCUCUUCAAGAAUUAACAAUACCUCUAUGCAGAUUUUUUUCCUUCCUUAAUUAUUUUGCUGCGCAAUCAUCAGCUUGGCUUCGUGUCUUUGUUUGUUUGGAUCGAUAUUUAUCAUUAAGUCGUCUUCAUCGAACAUGGUUUGGUCAAUCGAAGAAUGUUCUUAUUAUAAUAGCGUGUAUUAUGAGCAUUCUUCUGCUUCUCAACUUUCAUUUUUUUCUUUUUAUUUGCUAUUAUACAGCAGAUGGUACGAUUAGUGUUUCAUCUUGGCUGUAUGUUGUCUAUCCAUUAUGGGAUUAUGUUAAUUUAGGAGUAUACAAUUGUGUACCAUUUAUAUUCAUGGUUACAUUUAAUAGUGGUGUUAUUUAUCAUUUAAUUCAUCUUCGUCAUACAAGUACUAUACAAAAUUCACGCAUUCAACAUCGUUCCAUUUCAUUUACAUUGGUCAUAACAACAUUUUUGUUCCUAAUUAUGACUAUACCAGCUACUGUAGGCUUUGCAUUUUUUUCCGAAUCGAAUGUUACCGUUUUGUAUUUGUUGGAUGGUCUUCUUUAUACUUAUCAUAUAUUAUCAUUUCCAUUGUAUAUGAUUAUAUUUGAUGAAUUUCGACUAGAAUUUUUUUAUAUGGUUACAUGUAGGAGAAACAACCGAACAGUUGCAUCGCAAACACGAACGGGUACCGUAGUACAAACAUUGAAUACAGCAAAAAUUAUGGCCAAUACUUGA
This is a messenger RNA of Rotaria sp. Silwood2, 981 nucleotides long. NCBI's taxonomy places the organism in Eukaryota, Metazoa, Rotifera, Eurotatoria, Philodinida, Philodinidae. The record is from the annotation of a GenBank genome assembly.